This is a messenger RNA of Knipowitschia caucasica, 690 nucleotides long. The record is from the annotation of a GenBank genome assembly. Lineage: Eukaryota; Metazoa; Chordata; Actinopteri; Gobiiformes; Gobiidae.
AUGAAGACCUCGUCUGUGCGGCCGAGAAGACGGGUCACGUUGAGUCCACCCAGACCCCGGCCUAGAACCAGCCCGAGGUCUAGAGCCAGCCCCAAGUCCCGACAAGUCCCGGAGAAGGCCACAGGCACACAGACCCGGAUCACAGCCCUGACCCGGACCCUCCACAAGACCUGUCCCGAGGUCACCAUCGACCUGGACCUCAGCUCUGAGGAUGGUCCAGACGUGGUGGAUCUGACAGCAUCGACCUCUGACCCUGCGGCUGUCGUGGACCUCACCAACGACACAGUCCUGGUCCUGGAUGAAGGAGAGUCCCUUUCGCUCCCGUCUUUCCUCCCGAGUCUCUCCUCCGAACCUUCCAGAGCGAGGACACGUCGAGACCGGCGAGAAAAAGAUCAGCCGAGUUACGUGGUCAGCAGCGACGAGGAGGAGGCAGCUGUCAUCGAGACUGGGACCUCAGGGGCCUCAGCCUCUAUCCACAGGAGAGAGAGGACGUCUGGCGUCCACAUCAGCUGUCCCGUCUGCAUGGACUCCUACUUUGAGAUCGUGGACAGCGGUCGGCUGCUGGUCUCCACCCGCUGCGGACACAUCUUCUGCAGUGUGUGUUUACGAGACUCUCUGAGCCAAAGCCACAGCUGCCCCAUCUGCAGAAAGAGGCUCCCCAAAGGACACUACCACCCCCUACAUCUAUGA